UUUUUUUUUAAUUAAAUUUUUUUAAAGUUCAUCAUGACUGAAAUUCGAAAAGAAUUAGUCAGUAAUGUAAUGAAUAAAGCAUAUUCAUUAACAGAUUAUAAUAUUCAAAAUACCCUAGAUAAACAAUACGAAUUUAAAAAAAAAACUGUUCUUGCUGAUAAAUCUCUUACAAAAAAUGAAAAAUCAUAUGCAAUAAAAAGGUUAAAUAAAGAUUCUGAUUAUUAUAAACUUCUUUAUAAUGAAGGAACAAAAAGAAUUUGUGAAAACUGUCAUGAUGAAUGUUUAGCUACGUUAUACUGUGAACAUUGUGUUCGAAAUUAUUUAAAAUCAAAUUUUUCAAAUUGGACAUCUGGAAAUAAUGAUAUUGAUAAUUUAAUACAACAAUGUCAAAUGGAAACAAUUAACCCAGAUAGGAUAGUAGAAUGGAUCCCAUAUAAUAAUUUACAAAAUAUCAAUUAUUUAACUAGAGGUGGAUGCUCUGAAAUUUAUACGGCAGUUUGGACUGAUGGACGUUAUGAUGAAUGGGAUUCAAAAGCAAAACAAUUAGAAAGAUUUGGAAGGAAAAGAGUAAUACUCAAAAAGUUAGAAAAUGUUGAAAGAGCUAAUAGAAGUUGGUUUGAAGAGUGUAAAUCUCAUUUAUCUAUAAGUAGCAAAUGUGGUCAAGUUGUUCAAUGCUAUGGUAUAACAAAAAACCCAUCGGAUGGAAACUAUAUGCUUGUAAUGCAACAUAUGGAUAUAAAUUUAAGAGAAUAUUUACAACAAAAUCAUAAUAAACUUAUAUGGAAGGAAAGAAUUCAAAUAAUUCAUAUUAUUACUUUUGCACUUUUUUCCGUUCAUCAAGAAAAUGCAAUUCAUAGAGAUUUGCAUUCUGGAAAUAUAUUAUUUGCUACUAUAUCUCAGAUAUUCGAAAUUAGUGAUUUUGGAUUUUGUGGACCAGCCGAUAAACCAUUAAAUAGUAUAUAUGGAAAUCUUCCUUAUAUUGCACCAGAAGUUAUUUGUGGGAAACAAACUACUUUUGCAUCUGAUAUUUAUAGUAUUGGCAUGCUUAUGUGGGAAAUUUCAUCAGGACAAUCACCUUUUAUUAAUUUUGAAAAUGAUUGUGAACUUGCGCUAAAAAUAAUAAAUGGAAUGAGACCAAAAAUAGUACUAGGAACUCCUUUAGAAUAUAAAGAAUUAAUGGAACAAUGUUGGGAUGCUGAUCCAACAAAAAGGCCCGAUAUUGAUACUCUUGAUGACAAAAUAGGAGAAAUGAAUAGAUUAAAUUAUCAAAAUGAAUUAAAAAAAAAUAAGAGUAUAGUUAAAAAAUUAUUUGAAAAAAUCGUAUUAUCUAAAUCAAAAGCAAAUACUGCUCCAAAAAUAAAUGAAAUAAGUAAUUUUGAAAACAACAAUACAAGUAGCAGAUUAUUUACAAAAGAACAAGAAGCAUUUCACAGUAAAACCUAUAAUUAUAACAUUCCUUAUAAUAUUGAUAAUUUUAUUAACAAAAAUAAUGAUAACGCAUCAAAAUCAAUUAACAUAAUUGAAGACGAUAACAAAGAAUUAUCUGAAGUGACUGAAAUUAUACAGAUAAAUUAUUCAAAUAGUAAUAAUGUUCAAAAUGAUUAUAAAAAAGAAAUCAUACAACAAGUAAAGAAGCAUAAUUUUGAUUAUAUUGAUGACGAAAAUGAAAUCUAUAAUAAUCCAAAUCUUCAUUCGGAAGAACAGGAUGAAUUAGUAAUUCCUGAUGAUGGAUUCUAAAUUAUUUUAUUAAAUCUCAAGAUUCUAUUUAUUAUUUAUAGUAUAUUCUGAAUUAUUUAUUUAAACACUAAGAAUAGAGUAACAAUAAAUCUCUUAGUUUGUAAUUUGAAUAAUUCAUUUAUGAAUAAGAAGUAUCAUCAUGUUAUUAUUUGUAAAAAAUGUGUUACGUUACAUCUGAUGAUUAUAAUCUGAAAAGUGUUAAAGAUCAAUAUUAAAGUUGAUUUGGGAAUCAGGCCAUAUAAUACGUAAAACACAUAAUAAGCGGGAAUAAUCUGUUUAAUUUAGAAGAAUUUUAUUCGUAUAAGACUAACAAAUUAUUAAUAUUGAUUCAGUAUAAUUCAUUGUUUGUUUAGUACUUUAAUUUUAUUCAUAAAAAAUCACGUCAA
Messenger RNA from Rhizophagus irregularis DAOM 181602=DAOM 197198, 2123 nucleotides. The record is from RefSeq and is a predicted model, not a curated record. Lineage: Eukaryota; Fungi; Glomeromycota; Glomeromycetes; Glomerales; Glomeraceae.